UUGGUUUCCCCUCAAAACAAAAACAUAGCCUUCAGCCGGCUCUUCGAAAAGGCGCCGAGGGAACGUCACAUGAGUAUAAUCAUUUCUAAAUGUGAAGGAUAGAAAAGCAGUGGCGAAAGGAGAACAUAAUCCCCCACCCCCGCCGAACCCGGGCAAGGAUCGGCGGGAGCGAGAGAAAGUCCAGCCGUUGUCGACCCCCUCCUCCCGCUCCGAGUUCGUUGGGAGCGGGAGCGGCGGCGCCGUGACGUCAGCAGUCCAUCAACGGGCGGGCGCUGCGUGACGUCGCCUGCCAUUCAAAGGGAGGGGCGUGGCCUGCGCUCCGAACGCUACGUAAAUAUUUGUAUUCGUGUUGGGACUCGCUGGUGUCUCGGAGCACGUUAGUGUGAGGGCUUGGCGAGCAAAAACAAACAACCACCGGCAUAAUUAACAGGAGGCCGAGCACACACCGGCUCGGGCGAGGAGAAAGUUACCAGCUCGUCCCCCCCUCCCCCGACCGUCUCUGCAGUCGGUUAGCAAUAUUUACAAGAGUGCGUGAGGUGGGGGGACCUCGUCUCCCUGUCGCUGGCUCACACCAUGUCCGUUAAUAUGGACGAGCUGAAACACCAAGUGAUGAUAAAUCAGUUCGUGCUGACCGCAGGAUGUGCGGCAGAUCAGGCUAAGCAGCUCUUGCAGGCGGCGCACUGGCAGUUCGAGACGGCCCUGAGCGCCUUCUUCCAAGAAGCCAACGUGCCCUACAAUCAUCACCAUCAGAUGAUGUGCACUCCAGCUAAUACACCUGCAACACCUCCUAAUUUUCCAGAUGCACUUACAAUGUUUUCAAGGCUGAAAGCUUCAGAAAGCUUCAACAGUAGCAGUCCAAUUGCCUCAAUGGCAACAUCUCCUCCUCCUGUAAACUUCAACUCAGGCUGGCCAAUGUCUCCUCCAAAUCAGCAGGGCAUGUGGACUCCAGCAUCACCCACUCCACAUACUGGCUGGCCAGCAGCUGUGUCCCAACAAACCACCUCAGAACAGAAGGUUAAUGUUGCCAUGGAGGCUGAGAGAUGAGGCCUAUUUAUGGCUUUGUAGGUGAAGCAGGAAAAGUCUUGCAUGGGUCAAUAUAAAAUAGUUUCUGUUGUAUUGUGCUGCAGCUAAUCUGAACUGAAGGAAUACAAUAGGGAAGAUUCAACUUCGUAGCAGAAGAAUUAUGGGUCCAGCAAUUUUCAAACAAAGCCUUGUUUCUGGAGUUUGCAUGUGUGUGACACAAUUAAAAGACUUGCAAGUCCAUCAGCCUGACUUCAAAAAUGGAAUUGUUAACUUUGAGUAACUUGUUUAUGAUGGUUGACCCUUCAAAAGGAACCUAUCAGUGAUUAGCUGCUAUAUUAGAGACAACCAUGAAGAUCACUAAUGGUUUUUAAAGAAUACUCCGUUACUUUUUUGCAGUAAAAUUGUGGCAGUUGUCAAUUGAAUUACAGGGUGGGAGUAUGUGGAAUUGCAGCAAUGGACAAUUAAAACAAAUAAUAAACUUUAAUACAGGGAUUGCAAAUUAGGUUUUCAAAUCAUUGUUUAUCUUUGUAUUUGGUUUGUGAAUGAGGUUUUCUGAGGGAAGGGGAAACUAGAAAAGCAGUCCUAGUGUACUGACUGCAGGCAGACUACUACAGUAAGGUUUUAAUGUUUUAUAUAAAAAAGUGCCAUUGCAUGAUACUGUACAUUAAAAUGUAAACAUUGGGGGGAGAAGAAAGUUUAAAAAAACAAAAAAAAUGUGUUUUGCUACUCUUAACAACUGUGUGAUAGAAUUUAAAUUCACCUUAGCAACAGUUGCAAUGAGUACAGGUUUGUCCUUUUUGUCAAACUUGGACUAUAUAAUUUUUUUUGUACUACGUUAUGCGCAGACAGGGAGUACCAAUUAUUUUUAGAACUGUUUUAUCUAUCUUAUCACUUCCUCUUUCAUUGCUGCCCUAUUCUGUCUAUGUCCCCAGUUCAAGAAUGUUUAUGGUCAAAGAAACCCAAGUUGACAAAACAAAUCUUUGCACAAAUUGUUUCCUUUACUUUUAAUGAGAUUUCUUGCUUCUUGAGGAUUGCUUGUUCCGAAUAGAUCGAUAUGUAUUUUUUUUAAUGAUACUGUUCCACAAUAUUUGUGGAGUACCUGAUGAAUAAUUAACUUAUCUUUGUGUUGGUAAAUAAAUAUUGUAUGUACUAAUGGUACUCCUCCUGUACUGAUCUUAUAUUUAACCUUAGCAGAUGGUAAGUAUGCCAUCAAUUUUAAAUAAAAAUUGAAGCACAAUAAAUAUGAAUUGAAACUAUA
This is a messenger RNA of Hypanus sabinus (Atlantic stingray), 2281 nucleotides long. RefSeq names its product UBA-like domain containing 1a (gene ubald1a). The record is from RefSeq and is a predicted model, not a curated record. Lineage: Eukaryota; Metazoa; Chordata; Chondrichthyes; Myliobatiformes; Dasyatidae. Gene Ontology annotation, molecular function: protein binding. The coding region runs from base 574 to 1044 and encodes 156 amino acids. The transcript is spliced from 3 exons.